Molecule: messenger RNA, 1116 nt
Organism: Naegleria gruberi
Lineage: Eukaryota; Heterolobosea; Eutetramitea; Acrasida; Naegleriidae
Exons: 6
Coding region: 1-1116 (371 amino acids)
Source: RefSeq, a predicted model, not a curated record
AUGACCAGUAAGCAAUCCUCCAAUCCGUUGAUGAAAGAAUACAAGCUCUUUGUAAAUGCCAAGGCUAAGAACUUGCUUAUAGAAGGUGUCUUGUAUUCACUGGAUCCAUCAGUUCCGAUACAGGUUACAAAAGUUGGUUCCAAGAAGAAGUCUUCUCCAAUUGAAAAGAAGGAGGGAAAGUCAUCAAGAGAGAAUAGAUCAGGUAAGGCAUCCUCAAGCAGGAGAAAUCAAAAAGAAGAAGAGGAAUUAUCCAUUGAGGAGGAAGAUGAUGUAUUCUCUGAGGAAGAUGAGAUCAUUUCAAGCAAAUUAGGUAAAGUUUCCAAGAAGAAGCCCUCUUCAGGUAGUAAGGAGGUGUCUGAGAAGAAGCCCUCUUCAGGUAGUAAGGAGAAGAAGAAGAAGAAGACCAUUGCCCCAAGUAAUGUUCCUCCUUCUAGUAAGACCUCUAUUAAGAGAAAGAAUCAACAAGAAGGUGAAUUGGCCAAGGAAGGGAGUGAUGGCAUCCAAUUUGACUCUGAAGAAUCAGAGCCAUCACAAAAGAAGAAAAAGAAGGAUGGUGAAUUAGAGGAUUGGAGGAAGGACAAGGAGCGUCCUACUGGUUUGGCAGACAUUUUUUUGGGCUCAUUGAAGGUGGUGGAUGGGUUAGCAUCACUUCACAUCAUGAUGCAAAACCUCUCAUAUUUGAGACUCUUCAUGGAUUUGGGAGACCAGUACUUUAAGAGUACUUUGCACGGCAAGAAGGGAGAUUUUAUAAGGGAGCAUUGCCCUCACAUGAAUCCCACAAAAGCAGUGAAGGUUUUGUUUUUAGGCAUGUUGUUAGAUAGAUUUCCACUGUUGCUGCCAGUAUCCCUCGAUUACUCCCUGUUCGGAUCUGAGAAGAUGGUGAAGAAUAUUACCAUCUACUUUUUGGAACAAAACUUUGGGAGGGAAGAGUCUGGCAAGUUUUGGAAUGAAUUGAAAAAAGCUGUUGUGAGCUCAAGUUCUGAAAAUCGUUCUGAAAAUCCAGUUGGUUCUGCAUCGGAUGGCACUACUGAUAUUCCUCCAAUUAUUGAGGAUGAUGAGAUUGAUAUUGAUUGGGAAGAUCUCAACAUGUUGGAUGACAUGGAACAAGAAGAAUAA